AUUGAGCAGUUUCCAAUACAUUAUGAGUUGUCUUUUACCCUUCUUUUUUUUUUUUUUUUGACUAAAUAGCAUAUUUGUUUGUUUCUUUAAAGUUGAGAAACAUUUUGUCAAAUUAUUAUUAUCAUAGAGUCAUGGAGACAUGUGAGGCAACAGAGAUUUUCAAACCUAAACGGAUUUUCUUGUUCCCACUCACAGUACUCAUUCUUGUGAUACUUCUUCCUCUUCUCAUUCACUUCAAUCAAACAUCAUCAAAAGUACUAUAUCCAAUUGUAGAACCUAUUACAACUAGUUGUAACAACUUGUUCUUAGGAACAUGGGUUCCUUAUCUAAAACAACCUUAUUACAAUCAAACAUGUCCUUUUAUAACUGAGAAACAGAACUGUCUUAUUCAUGGAAGACCAGACAGUGAUUUUCUUAAAUGGAGAUGGAAACCUGAUAAUUGUGAACUUCCUUUGUUUGAUGCAACUCAGUUUUUCAAGAUUGUUAAGGGAAAGUCAAUGGCUUUUGUCGGUGACUCUAUUGGGAGAAAUCAAAUGGAAUCAUUGCUAUGUCUCUUGAAUUCUGUUGCUCGUCCUGAGGAAAUUACAACUAAAUAUGUAUCAUCAAUUGAAGACCUAACAUAUUUCAAAUGGUGGUUCUAUGCUGAUUAUAAUUUUACCAUUGCAAUGCUAUGGUCCCCUUUUCUAGUAAAAUCCUCUAAAUCUUACAUCUACAAUAGUUCUAAUUUCUACAAACCCGAGAGUCUUUAUCUAGAUGAACCAGAUACAGCUUGGACAAGUCGAAUUGAAAAUUUCGACUACGUGAUUUUCUCCGGUGGACAAUGGUUUUUCCGACCAUUCACAUUCUACGAAAAUGGUACAAUUGUUGGAUGUCAAAAAUGCAACAACUCAAUAGAACUAAACUAUUACGGAUACAAGAAAGCGUAUCGAACAGCUUUCAAAACUAUCAUGAAUCCUAAUCUCUUCAAAGGGUUGGCAUUUUUGGUGACACAUUCUCCAAAUCAUUUCGAGAAUGGCGAAUGGAACAGAGGUGGAGGUUGUAAUAGAACACAACCAUUUACUAAUGAACAAAAAUGGGAGGUGCAUCCAUAUGGUCUAGAGAUUAUACAUCAAAUACAAUUGGAUGAAUUUAGUGCUGCAAAGAACAAUACAGGGAAAAAUGGUUCACGUUUUGGUUUGAUUGAUAUAACAGAUGCAAUGUUGAUGAGGCCUGAUGGACAUCCUAACAAAUAUGGGCAUGUGUCUGGUAAAAAUGCAAGCAUUAAUGAUUGUGUUCAUUGGUGUAUGCCAGGGCCUGUUGAUACUAUUAAUGAGAUUUUUCUCUAUAUGAUCAUGAGAAUGGGAUUGUGAUAGAAAUAUUUGUUUUAGAUUCAAAAUGUAUACUUUUGUUUUGGAAAAGUAAUUUUCUUAAACAAUGUAUUGAACAAAGGUGUUUGUGUUUUUCCUAUGAAGAAUUGCUAAUUCAGUAUUAGGCCAGAUAAUAU
Molecule: messenger RNA, 1483 nt
Organism: Medicago truncatula (barrel medic)
Lineage: Eukaryota; Viridiplantae; Streptophyta; Magnoliopsida; Fabales; Fabaceae
Product: protein trichome birefringence-like 21
Exons: 2
Coding region: 132-1349 (405 amino acids)
Cellular component (GO): Golgi apparatus
Molecular function (GO): O-acetyltransferase activity
Source: RefSeq, a predicted model, not a curated record